ACUUGGCUGGUGGGGCGGUUCUCUUUCAAUCGUCCUUUUGUACAGAGUCAGUCACGAAAUGGUUUUGUCUGCCUCCGUCCUUCUUACUAUUUGGAACUCCCCAGACACGGGGUAAAAAACAUGAACACUUUCCCCUGACAAAUGCACAGGUGUAAAGUCUUACACACACCUGGAAAGAAUGGAGACCCCAUCACAGUGGACCCAGUGAAAAAGCCUCAGUAGAGGCCAUCCGCCAAUAGCUUUUUCCAAAGAGACUGGGACAGGUCAGUGGCCAGACCAGACCUGGGUGAAGCUCAGCAUGCCGACAGCCACCACACCAGCCUCGCUCUUCUAGGCUGGACUCUGCGUGGGCAAAGGCUUCUUGACAAGCCCAGCAGGAGCCAAGGGACCUACCUCAUGGAGAGACGCUGGGUGAUGGAGGCAGCCAAUGGCUGUAAGGAUGGCUUGGAUUUCGACCCCAUGAAGGAGUACAUGGUCCUGAACGGUUCCCAAAGGAUAGCUGUUGCCGUGCUGUGCACCUCUCUUGCCCUGCUAAGUGCCCUGGAGAACCUGGCUGUGCUCUGCCUUAUCCUGUCCUCCCACCAGCUCCGCAGGAAGCCCUCAUACCUGUUCAUUAGCAGCUUGGCUGUGGCUGACUUCCUUGCCAGUGUGAUCUUUGCUUGCAACUUUGUGGAAUUCCAUGUCUUCCAUGGCAUGGAUUCCAAGGCUGUCUUCCUACUGAAGAUUGGCAGCGUGACUAUGAACUUCACAGCCUCUGUAGGCAGUCUACUACUGACUGCCAUUGACCGCUACCUCUGUCUGUGCCAUCCACCUACAUACAAAGUCCUACUCACCCGUGGGAGGGCACUGGCAACCCUGGGCAUCAUGUGGGUCCUCUCAGCAUUGGUCUCCUACCUGCCCCUUAUGGGAUGGACUUGCUGUCCCAGUCCCUGCUCUGAGCUAUUCCCACUGAUCCCCAAUGACUAUCUGCUGGGCUGGCUCCUGUUCAUUGCUUCCCUCUUCUCUGGCAUCAUCUACACAUAUGGACAUGUCCUCUGGAAGGCCCAUCAGCAUGUAGCCAGCUUGGCUGAACACCAGGACAGGCAGAUGCCAGGAAUGGUGCGAAUGAGGCUUGAUGUGAGGUUGGCCAAGACCCUGGGGGUGGUGCUGGCCGUGCUUUUCGUAUGCUGGCUCCCGGUACUGGCCCUCAUGGUCUACAGCCUGACCACCACCCUAAGCGACCAGGUCAAGAAGGUCUUUGCCUUCUUCUCCUUGCUCUGCCUUGUCAACUCCAUGAUCAACCCCAUCAUCUAUGCCCUGAGGAGUGGGGAGAUCCGCUCCUCUGCCCACCACUGGCUGGCCCACUGGAGGAAACAUCUGAGGAGACUCGGACUUGAAGGAAACAAAGAAGUCCCAAGGUCCUCAGUCACUGAGACAGAGGCUGAUGUGAAAAUCACCCCAUGGUCAGAUUCCAGAGGACUAAACUGCUCUGAAUGCUGAUGAGUUUUCACAGUUUUAAACAAGCUGAGUCAGAGUCAUUUCACUCUCUGGAGGAGCAGCCUUGACCCUAUUGUCUUACUUGAGCCAGGCCCCAGAGGCUUGGACACUUACCCCCUUUCGCUGAUGACUGAUGGCACUGACCCUGGCAGGUAGCCUGGCCGUGCCUGUUUACAUGCAGACUGUUGGAUAAGCCCUGUGAGGAGUGGCAAAGUGGGCAAGAGGCUUGAGGAGGCUCAGUGCAUGUUCAGGUUAGGAGAACCUCCCCUAACAAGAGGGCUUAGUGCUUGCAUCCUCCAGAGACCAUGGGAGCCAGGUGGAGCCUUCAGGCUCAGCAAUGAGGGACUCAGAGGAUAUCUGAGAAGAUUAAUGGAUUAUUUUCCCGGGAUCUCAAGACGUCAGAUGGGAUGGCUGGCCAACCCUGUUCUUGCUUGAUUGUUGGGACCUCCUUGGUUCUAAGGCUAUAAAAGACCCCACUCUCUGGUCACCCUUUCCUACUGAGGACCAAAACAUUUGAUACAAUGAGGACCAAGGGUGUUGAUCCUACCUCUUUCAUAGGUAAUUGACAAGCCUCUAGUUCAAGGAAUCUUGUUAUUAGGGCAAUGGCCCCACUUGACUCCCUGAUAACCUCCACUCACAGCCACUGUGACCUCCUAGGUUCCUGGGGAAUACAAGGGAGGCUGGGACUGGCUGACACAGAAUUUUCAGAGAAUUUUGUGGCCCCUCUGAAGUCCUUCCACUGGAAGCAGGCAAUGGCUCAGUCUAACUCCAAGAAAAAGGAAGACAUUCACUAAGAUUUUAUAAACCCCCAAAUCGUUCCCGGUUGCCCCUCAGUUCAGUUCCAUUGUCUGUUUGCCAGACAAGGUGCCCACUAUCCAUUCACUCAUGCACCCAUCUCACAAAAACAUACCCGCCUUUGUGCUAAGUCCUGGUUGUGCGCCAUAAAUUAGACAGGUUCUGCCCCUGUCUAAUGAGGUUUACAUUCUACGUUUUGGUGGGAAGACAGCCACUAAAGAAGAUAAUUACUGGUGGUACAAUGAAGGAAAUCAUCAAGGUCAUGUGAUAGGGAUUGAUUGAGGCAACUUUAGGUAGGGUAGACCUACUAUGUGCUCUGGUCAUAAAUGCCAGCUGGUUUUUAUUGAAUCUUUACUAUGUGCCACACACUGGGAUAAGUACUUUCAAAUGAAGUAUUUUACUUAGUCUUCAGAAUUGCCUGACCAAGAGGGUCUUGGUACCUUCAUAUUUUUUUGAUAAGGAAACAUUCAAGAGGCAAAAAUUACUCGCCUGAGAUCACACUGCUGAUAUGUACCCAAAGCUGGAGUUUCCAAAGCCUACCCCUCUUUACCACUAACCUCUUGGCCUAGUUCAGUCAAAUUCUGCUUGAUUAGGAAUAAUACUCAAUUUCUAUAACAUCAGAUUGCUGCAACCUUAACUCAACGUUAUUUCUCAGUAUACUUCAUUUUAUGUCCUGUAUUAAUUUCUUGGGGUUCCUGGCUGCCUCAGUUGGUGGAAUUUAUUAUUUUUUAUCUCAUGGUUGUGAGUUCGAGC
This is a messenger RNA of Lontra canadensis (Northern American river otter), 3024 nucleotides long. It is a transcript of the gene CNR2, whose product is annotated as cannabinoid receptor 2. The transcript has 3 exons. Gene Ontology annotation, cellular component: membrane. Gene Ontology annotation, molecular function: cannabinoid receptor activity. The record is from RefSeq and is a predicted model, not a curated record. Bases 397 to 1479 code for a protein of 360 amino acids. NCBI's taxonomy places the organism in Eukaryota, Metazoa, Chordata, Mammalia, Carnivora, Mustelidae. Gene Ontology annotation, biological process: cannabinoid signaling pathway.